UCAUUGUAGACGAUUAAAGUGGAAGACUUUUCUGGUCAGCUUUAUGGUGGACGCGAGGGGUGGGGCGAUGAGAGGGUGCAGACAUUCUGGCGUUCGGGUCAUUAUUCCUCCGCGAAAGGCACCGAUGCCUAUGAGAAUCACGUGUCGAUACCUGAGGAAAGAGAAACUCAUUCAUCCGCCGCCACUCAUGGAGGGCGAGGCCUGCGCUUCUCGUUUGCUCGAAGUGGGACCGGCGGGCGCUAAGUUCUUGGGACCUGUAAUCAUAGAAGUGCCGCACUUCGCAUCCCUGCGCGGAAAGGAAAGAGAGAUAAUCAUAUUGAGGAGCGAUAACGGAGAGAAUUGGAAGGAACACACACUCGAGGCCUCCGAAGAAGCGGUUCAAGAAGUGCUGAACGAGAGCUUUGAAGGAGAGAAUGAUGUGAACACAUUGGAUGACUUCAACAGCAAUCGUAUAACACGAAUUUUGACGACAGACUUUCCGCAGUACUUCGCUGUCAUCACUCGUAUCCGUCAAGAAGUGCACGCAAUCGGACCGGAAGGAGGAAUGGUGUCGUCGACUGUUGUACCGCAAGUUCAGGCCAUCUUUCCCGAGGGAGCGCUCACUAAGAAAAUAAAAGUCGGACUACAGGUAGGAAACAGUGAUUGCAUUGAAGUGAUUGAACCGAUCGAUGCCAUCAAUAAAAAGCGGGGAAUUUUCUAUGAGAUCGGAAACGGAAUCAGAAAACGUUUCAGUAAAAGAUCAAAACAAAAGCCGUUGAAUAACGAAACAGUGCCUCAAAAGCAAACAAAAUGCGAUAAAAACAAACGCAAAGACAAAAGCACUCAAACAGAGCGCCCGAAAAAGUCUAAAAAGAGUUGCAAAAAGUUUAAAUUAAAUAAUGAGAUAAAAGAGGACGAGAAGCCCGAGUUUCGGUUCCGUCAGCCGCCGAGUGGCGGAUGUUUUACCAGAUUGUUAGUGAGAACAGCGGUUCCCAAUCUCGAUGUCAUAUCCAGAAUGAUGUGA
Medioppia subpectinata is the source of this 1003-nucleotide messenger RNA. The record is from the annotation of a GenBank genome assembly. NCBI's taxonomy places the organism in Eukaryota, Metazoa, Arthropoda, Arachnida, Sarcoptiformes, Oppiidae.